This is a messenger RNA of Cicer arietinum (chickpea), 916 nucleotides long. RefSeq names its product probable glutathione S-transferase. NCBI's taxonomy places the organism in Eukaryota, Viridiplantae, Streptophyta, Magnoliopsida, Fabales, Fabaceae. Gene Ontology annotation, cellular component: cytoplasm. The record is from RefSeq and is a predicted model, not a curated record. Gene Ontology annotation, biological process: glutathione metabolic process. Gene Ontology annotation, molecular function: glutathione transferase activity.
AAAGUCGAAGAUUCAAACAGUACUCCACUUAGCAUAUAUAAGACACUUGAUUAUAAUUAAUUUAUUUCGAUUUUUCAUUGUUAUCAUCGAAGCGUAGCCAUGAAUGAUGAUGAGGUUAUUCUACUAGACUUUUGGCCAAGUCCUUUUGGAAUGAGGGUGAGGAUAGCCCUUGCUGAAAAGGGUAUCAACUAUGAAUACAAAGAGGAACCCUUGUCGUCGUUGAGCAAGAGCACUUUCUUGCUACAAAUCAACCCGGUUCAAAAGAAAAUACCGGUUCUCAUUCACAAUGGAAAAUCCAUUUGUGAAUCUCUGAUUGCUGUUCAGUAUAUUGAUGAAGUUUGGAAUCAUAAAUCUCCUUUGUUGCCUUCUGAUCCUUAUUUAAGAUCACAAGCUAGAUUUUGGGCUGAUUAUGUUGACAAGCUAUAUCCAAUUGGAAGAGACAUUUAUAGCAAAAAAGGAGAAGAACAAGAAGUUGCAAAGAAAGAAUUCAUAAAUACUCUCAAAUUAUUGGAGCAACAACUUGGAGAAAAAUCUUACUUUGGAGGAGACAAAAUUGGUUUAGUGGAUAUAUCACUCAUCCCAUUCUACAGUCGGUUUAAAGCCUAUGAGACAUUUGGCAACUUCAAUACAGAGAAUGAGUGUCCUAAGUUCAUUGCUUGGGCCAAAAGAUGCAUGAAAAUUGAGAGUGUUUCCAAAUCUCUUCCAGACCAAGAUAAGAUCUAUGACUUCAUUGUGGACUACAGAAAGAUUUAUGGCAUUGAGUAGGUUGUAGUCAUGGAGAUUGAUUGCAUGUUCUUAUAUUUUGUUGACUAUCUUUCACCUUUAUUAUAAAUCGACAUUAGGUUUUCAAACUAUUAAAUAUUGUUAGGAGUUGAUUGAAGCUAAAUAAAAUUUGUUAUAAGUUCAUAUGUUCUUA